This is a messenger RNA of Silurus meridionalis, 2151 nucleotides long. It is a transcript of the gene drc2, whose product is annotated as coiled-coil domain containing 65. NCBI's taxonomy places the organism in Eukaryota, Metazoa, Chordata, Actinopteri, Siluriformes, Siluridae. The transcript is spliced from 11 exons. Bases 396 to 1865 code for a protein of 489 amino acids. The record is from RefSeq and is a predicted model, not a curated record. Gene Ontology annotation, cellular component: axoneme; axonemal dynein complex. Gene Ontology annotation, biological process: cilium-dependent cell motility; regulation of cilium movement; axonemal dynein complex assembly.
AGCUCGAGCUACUUCGUGGCGGAAGGAUAUCGUGCUGUUGUCAUUAUGUGAUGAGUCCCGAGUUCUUUGUGAAGAACAAUUACGUCUUAGACGGGCAAUCUUGGAAUAAAAAAAUAAUCAGUGCAAAAAAAUGAUAUUAGGCACAGAGGCCUUGUGCAUAUUUGAUGUUCCAGUCACUCUCCAUGGAGAUGAGAUCGCAGCGGAGCCUGGGCAGUGGUUAAAUUACAUCUGCAUACAUUUACUAGUAACUCGACCGGAUGUAGGAAACAGCUUGUAGUUGCCUAGCAACAUUCAACAGAACAGGAGAGCAGUAGUAUUCGGUAAGAACUGGACUACAGGGCCGAGUUUAAUUCAUUAUUCAGCGCUUCAGUGGUUCUUGGAGGAAUAGAGCAGUUAUGCCGAAGAAAGGAGGAAAGAAGGGUACAGAGGAGGAGAGAAUGCUGAAGGCCAAGGCUGAAGAAGAAAGUGGCAAAAUAAAAGAAGAUGUGCUCACACAGUUCCUUAAGGAUAAACUACAAAAGGAAGAGCGGAACAGCAAAGUCAACCUGCACAAGUUGAACCAGCUGUGGCGUGUGAACCUGCGCCAGACUCGAGCAGCAGAGCUGCGUAAUGAUUUUGCGAUACUCAGCCAAACCUUCGAGAGAGUUGUGGACUGCAAGGACAAUGUCAUCAAGUUAUUGGUGUGUGAUCUGAAUGAAGCAGAGCAGCAGUCAGCACUGGCUCACCGGUCUCAUCUUCAGUGUGUAGAUCGUCUUCUUGAUGUACAGAAAAGCAGAAUAGCAACAAUUGAAUCACACUGGAACACCAGUAUUAAGGAACUCAGUACUGAGUGCAACACAGAUAGGGAACACAUUUUGAAUCAGCAUCAGCAGGAUAUUGAAUACCUGGAAGCAGGCACCUUUGCCAUAGAACAGCAUUACACUGAAAUUGAAAGUGAAGCCCGACAGGACUAUCAGAGUUCACGUGAUGACAUCAAAAACCGGGACAUUGAGGAAAAGCACACACUGCGCAUCCAGAUGGAAGGCAAAGUGGAUAAGUUGUGGCAGCAGUUUCAAGAGGAACAGCAGAAGUACACUGAAGCCACUGAGGAUCGACAGAUUGCUUUUAAUUCACUCCGUGCCACAGACCAGCUCAAUGCUCAAGAAGCAGACCUGCAGAUGAGGCACAUGCAGAAAUUGCAGGCAACAAUUAAUGCUCUACGUUCUCAUCUGAGCUCCAGUCAGAGGGAGUAUGAGGCAUCUGCAAAUGACCUUCGUCUAGAAUGCGAGGACGUUGGAGAGAAAGUCCAACAGCUCAGAGCUAAGCUCAGCUCUGCCCAAGCAGCUGACAGAACACAACUAGCUAACCACACUAUGUACAGCAAUAACACAAUUAAAAAACUACAGGAUAUUAUUGGAAAGGGAGAGAUGUUGUUACGUGUGGCUGAUGUGUGUCGUAAGCUUGAAACGGAGCACGAGAAGGUGCUUCCCUUUUACACGUCAUCUUUAACUGCCGAGGAACUGAGUCAGGAGAAGGCACAUGCUAUGGAGGCGAUGUCUGAAGAGUUAGCACAGACAAUGAUGGAUUAUACAGAUCUAGAAAAGUUCUGGCAACGUUACAACAAGGUUCGACUGGAACGUUUGUGUUUAGAACGGGAGAAGAAGGUCCUAAGAUGGGAGAACCAGCAGCUAAGGAUUCUUCUUAAGCAAUACCUGGAUGGAAUCUCUGUCAGUGACGAGAUACUAAAGCAGCAGAACUCGCUGCUGAUGUUGUCCAGCCCAUUACUCCAAACCUCUCCCCCUUUAAAAACUCAAACACACACAGACAAGACAGUCAUAGAGGCGGCUUAUGUAGGGCAGCAGACACUUCAGAGAAGACACACAUAAACACAUAUGUCUAGACACAAAUCUUGAUCCAAAAAAGAGUCAGACAUGCAUGAUAGAUGACAAACAUGUGAAUCAAUAUCAAAAGAAAACAGGCACAAUUCAGGCAAGUAACACGCAUGUUUUAACACAUUCUUCGAGAAUAUUUUGGUAUUACACUGUAUAUACCUGACAGCAACAUGAUUAUAGUUCAUAAUUAUUCAUAUAGUUCAUAUCUUUAUAAAAAUACUUAGACAGAAAUAAGAUGCAAAUUUCAUUUUGGAUUGUUUUGAUAAAUCUGUGAUACAAA